Molecule: messenger RNA, 800 nt
Organism: Drosophila arizonae
Lineage: Eukaryota; Metazoa; Arthropoda; Insecta; Diptera; Drosophilidae
Product: UPF0729 protein GD16342
Source: RefSeq, a predicted model, not a curated record
UUUGGGCUUUGCUUCUCAUUUCGUUCGUGUUUAUCGUGCGGUUUUUUUUUGCUGCUCUGCUUAAACCGCCUGGGCACACUCAGCCGAACCAACAAGAUUUUUGUUAAGCAUUUUGUAAUAUAACUCCUGCAAAAUGGUUUGCGUGCCCUGCUUCAUCGUCCCGCUGCUGCUCUACAUCUGGCACAAAUUCGUCCAGCCAAUUCUGCUGCGCUACUGGAAUCCCUGGGAGAAGAAAGAUGCGGAGGGCAACGUAAUCAAGGCCGGGCCAGAGUUCCCGUUCGAGUGCAAAGGCGGCGUCUGCCCCUUCGUACCCGGCGGCACGAAGCAGGAGCAAAAUGCGAACGGAGAUCGAAUUGCAGGCGGAGCUGAAACAGGAGCUACAACAGAAACAACAACAGCAACAGCAACUACAACAACGGCAACAACAGCAGCCACAACAACAAAAUUGGAGCAAACGCCGUCUAGCACCCAGAUCGAAUCCAAGAAAAACAUAUAAGUUCCGAUAUAUGCGUUUCUGAUUCGUUCAACGGUAUUGCUACUUUUUUUUAUUUUUUGUUUUUGCUUUUUUUUUUUUUGCUUGCUUUGCUUUGCGUGCCUAUACUGUGUAUAUAAGCAUGCAACGAAUAUGAACAUAUGAUUACACACUGAUGGCACACAUAUUGAGCACGGUGCUCAUUCCACAUGAAGACUCAAAUCGGAACACAAUUUGGAUUCAGUCGCUGGAACCUGAUAUACAUACAUAUAGACGAACAUGUUGAACUUAAUGAUUAACCAAGGAACACACUAUUGAUUCAGACAAG